Messenger RNA from Ziziphus jujuba (common jujube), 2582 nucleotides. Its product is annotated as nuclear pore complex protein NUP85. The transcript is spliced from 18 exons. The coding region runs from base 104 to 2275 and encodes 723 amino acids. The record is from RefSeq and is a predicted model, not a curated record. Gene Ontology annotation, molecular function: structural constituent of nuclear pore. NCBI's taxonomy places the organism in Eukaryota, Viridiplantae, Streptophyta, Magnoliopsida, Rosales, Rhamnaceae. Gene Ontology annotation, biological process: positive regulation of DNA-templated transcription; mRNA export from nucleus; protein import into nucleus. Gene Ontology annotation, cellular component: nuclear pore outer ring.
CGUGGACUUCAAUUAAAAAACUUUGAUAUUUCCCUCUAUAAUUUCUAUUCCGCAAACCCUCCCAAAGCCCUAAACACUUGCUUGCUCUGUAUUUGCCGCUGAAAUGCCCGUCGUUGCUCCACUCUCCGGGGACACGCGCGGCGCUUCAGAUUCCGCCGACCUCUCUCUUGUCCCGAUCUCACCGGAGCUCCGUCAGCCUGCUGUUUUCCCUCUCCGUCACGGCCUCAAACCUCCAAUAGUUCGUCUCGCUCUUUCCUGGGCGCGAGGCAACGCACUCCGCGUUUCAGUUCUCCGGCCGCCGUCCGAGCAAGAUUCCGAUGACGGCGAAGCUGGCGGGAAAGUGGUGGAGUUAAGGCUUAGUAAUGGAGAAGCCGAGAUUAGCGAUUCGCUGUGGCGGAGGAUCGCGUACGGUUCGUUGUCACCGUUUGCGCUACUUCAGAGCCGGAGGAGCUCGUUGUCGAGCUUGUCGAAGAUGUCGAUGAGUCCUUCCCCGUAUCACAUUGAGUGGUGGGAGUAUGUGAUGGAGUAUAGCAAGGACAUUAGUUCACUUCUUAGUAAGCCACAAUCGGUUCCUAGUUCUGUGAUUGAAGAUCCGAAGACAAUCUUAAAGACAGUUGAGGAGCCUACAUUGUUGAAAGCUGCAUGGGAGCUGAUGGAAAUAUUUUAUGCUGACAAGCAUUCCCAACCAUGGCUACCUGAACGGCUUGUUGAUUGGUUAACUGAUUAUGAUUGCCUCCUUUCCACUACACAGACUACUAUCCAUUCCAAACUUGUGGGUUUUCAAAAAGAACUUGUCAAUUUGCAGGUCAUUGAGGAUGAUCCUAAAUACUGGGAGGCAAUUUCAUCAGCACUAGCAGUUGGCUGGUUGGAAGUUGUUGUGAAGAUGCUGCGUUUGCAUGGGUCUUAUCAGAUAGAUCAGCUUGGAAAUCGUGAGACAGAGAAUGGUCUGGUAGAGGCAGUUGCUGUUCUUAUUUCAAAAAUGCCACGCAUGCGUCCUGAAAUAGAAGAAGGAAAAGGAGAAUGCUAUAGAGUGAAGCCUGAUUUUAUCAAGGCGUGGGAAAAAUGGCGGGCACAAAUUACUAAGCUAGACUGUAGUUCAUUCUGGGUCCAGUGUGAUCAUCAUCAGACUCGGGAAGGCUUGAAAAAUAUGUUACAAAUCAUGCUUGGGAACAGUGAUAGUCUCUGUGCUACAACAUGUAACUGGACAGAGCUUUUUAUAUCUCACCUUCUAUAUAUCAGGCCGUUCACACUAGGUUUAGAAAACAUGCAUAACCUAGCCCAGAAAUGCAUGCAGUUGAAACCAACAGCCAGUGCCCUUAGGUUGACACACCUUCUGAUAGGAAUUCUUGGCGAAAAUAAUGAGGUUGUCUUAGCAGAAUGCUCAAGAUCUUUUGGCUCUUGGAUGCUUGCUCAUGCUAUUGAAUUAUUGACUGCUGGGAGUGAUCAAGCAGAAAAUCUUCUACAUGAAGAGCAAUACAGCUUGGGAGGAAUUAGCAUGGCUGAACUACAUCGGCUUGUCUAUGCUCAAGUUCUAUCUUCGCAUGUAUUGACCUGGCAAAUUGCUCCAAUUUAUUUGACAUCGUGCAUGAAGCAGGGAAUGGGUCUGUUAGAGAUUCUGUUGUAUAAGCAACCUAUUCAACAUAAUGAAAUGCUUCUUAAGACUAUAGAGAUAUGCCGCCUAUAUGAACUUGACCACAUUAGUUCAAACAUUAUGAAGAUUGCUGGAAUGCAUCACUGGAAGCAUGGUAGGAAAGGUUCUGGAGUUUUCUGGCUUCAGCAAGCCCGGGAUGAAUUCCGUCUUAACAAGAUUGCCCAGCAUUUGUUUGAUUCUGUUGGAAAAUCAAUUUCGGAUGAAAGCUUCAAGCAAUGGGAAGGCUUGAUUGAAUUGUUGGGUUCUGAGUCUAAGAUUGCUGGAGGCCUUGAGUUUUUGCACAAGUAUAGGGAUUUUAAGAAGUCCCUCAAGCAGGUACACAGUGGAAAAAGUAGUGAUGCUGCUCGGCAAGCUGUAGAAUCUCUCAUAUUGCUUAUGAAAAAUCCUUCAACACCUCAGCGGUUCUGGCUGCCUCUAUUGUAUGACUCGUUGAAACUGCUUAAUUGGCAGGAGCGUCCUUUGCUAAAUGUUUCUCAGACAAACCUCUUAUUGAAUAAACUGCAAGAAUUGUCCAUGGCAAGGCUUUGUCCGGACUCUGUCGAAGUGGACUUGCCAACGCAGGCCUUAUGCUCUGUUAGGCUAGCUCUUGCUACAAAUCUUGGACGUGCCAUCUUGGAGGAAUAAGGAUGCCUAGUUUGUAACUUAUUAGCUUAGUUUUCAUGUACCAGUGGCAUUAACAUGUGGAGGGUUGUUGAACAGCUUCUACGAGGGUCUUUGAAAUAUAUGCCCAGCAGUGUGAAGAUUUUCCCUCAGCAUUUUUAGCUAACAGAGAAUGGAGAAGCUGAAUUGGUUUUUCUUUCUUUAUGAGGUUUUUGAAUAGGUGUAGCUGUUGUAAAUUUGCAUGAUAUUAACUUAAAUUGCCCAGAUAGCCAAAGCUGUGUGAUCUUCAUUAUAUUAUAAUUAUUAUUUUUUUGUUGUGUUGUGGUGCUAA